Molecule: messenger RNA, 1875 nt
Organism: Magnolia sinica
Lineage: Eukaryota; Viridiplantae; Streptophyta; Magnoliopsida; Magnoliales; Magnoliaceae
Exons: 1
Coding region: 202-1383 (393 amino acids)
Source: RefSeq, a predicted model, not a curated record
GCAAAAUCAGAACCUCCCUCCCUCCCAAAACUCACGAACAUAAAGAAAGAAGAAGAAAAGAAAAAGAAAACAACCGUUUUCAGAUUCAAAACCUCCCCAAACAGACGUUUUGAAAUCUACAACAACAAGAGAAGAAGAAGAAAGGAUCAAGAAUUCAAGGUGGAGAGAAAUCGAAUUUGAAGAAAUCUCAGUCGGAUUCAGAUGGGCUGUGUUUCAUCUAAGCUGGCAAGAACUGAUCUCAAGCAAGAAAUUCUCUUCAGCAAAGGCGACUAUUCCAGUCACAUCGUCUCCCUCACUUCGAGCACCUACGGCGCGCUUCAGCUCGAUGCCACCGGACCCAACAAAGAACCCAAGAAAUCACCCCCUCAUCUCACCCAGAAGAAGGUUCCAGAACAAGAACCAGAGAUCAUCAAUACCUGGGAGCUGAUGAAGGACCUCGAAGACGAAAUCCCCAAAAUACCCAUCUCCCCACCAGCGAAGACGGUGCUUAAAAGCCAUGUUUUUAUGCAUACUGUUGCAGAGUUCGAUGGAAGAAAGCAGACCCGAUCCCCAAAAAGGCAGAAGAAAUUUGAGGGGAAGGAGAAUGAUAGGAGACGAGAGUGCGGGCCUGGCAGCGGUGGGCGGUUGGAUUUUAAUGAAAAACAGGUGUUGAGGCCUUUUAGUUCUUUGGAGAAUUCAAAACCGGCUGCGCCAAGAUCAGAAUUUUGGUUGAAGAAUGCUCCGGCCGAUCUUAAAAUCCAGAGGAGCGAUUCGGGGUUCUCGAUGUCGAGGCGGAGCUUCAGCCCAUUGUUUGAUCCGGAUCUUCUCGAGUCCAUGGAAAGAGAGCUGUCAGAGGAGGGAGAACAGAUCAAGAAGAUGUUGUCUCCAAUACCCAAGAGCCGAAAGUCAAGAGAAUCAAAGACAAUGCUUGAAUUGUUCCAGAAGAGGUGCCCGCCGGGUGGUGAGAAUGCAGUUGUACUUUACACGACGACAUUGAGGGGGAUCAGGAAGACGUUCGAGGACUGCAAUGCUGUCCGGUCAGUGAUUGAAUCCUACGGUGUCCGGACAAUUGAGCGGGACAUCUCAAUGGAUUCAGGGUUUCGGGAGGAGCUGAGGGUGUUGAUGGGGCAGAAGGAGGUUAGAGUUCCUAUGGCCAUUGUCAAAGGGAGGCUUAUUGGGGGUGCAGAUGAGGUGAUGAAGCUGGAAGAAGAGGGAAAAUUGGGGAUUUUGCUCGAGGGUAUCCCGCGGGCCACAGCAUCGUGCGAUGGGUGUGGAGGGAUGCGGUUCGUCAUGUGCAUGGAUUGCAGUGGGAGCUGCAAGGUCUUGGAUGAGGAUAAGAAGAAGAUGGUGAAAUGUGGGGAGUGCAACGAGAACGGUUUGAUCCGGUGCCCCAUCUGUUGCUGACCAAUCAAAGAUGUCGAUGGCCCAGCUUGAAAAAUCAGGCCAAGUUGUCUGGUGGGCUGCCCAUGUGCACUGGAUGUGGACAUAGACCAGUUUUGUUUUACCAUCAGCUUCUUUUGUGUAUGGUCCACCCUAGGAGUGGACUGGCCUGGUUUUUGGACAGGGCCCAUCCACAUUGUGUAGCCCACCUGAUGAAUGGUUUGGAUUUCAUUCAUGUGACUUGUGAGCCGUGGCUCUCAGCAUAUUUGUGUGAUUUAUCUGAUGAAUGUUGUUUAUGACUCUCUUGUUUUGUUGGUUUUCUGUGGCUUUUGCUACCUGUAUCCAUGUGAGCUUAUUUGUAUGAUUGAAUUGGGUUUUGAAAAAAAGAAAGAAAGAAAGGCAUUGAUGAAGAGAUGAAGGUGCUUUGUAUGCUUAUUCUCCAAUGGAUGUAUGCCUAUUUGUGGCCCACCAUAAUAUUUUAAUGACAUCCAAUAAAACAAUCAUUUGCGCUCCCUA